Messenger RNA from Opisthocomus hoazin, 2037 nucleotides. Lineage: Eukaryota; Metazoa; Chordata; Aves; Opisthocomiformes; Opisthocomidae. The record is from RefSeq and is a predicted model, not a curated record.
AUGAUGAAGAGGCAGUUUAAUCGGAUGCGGCAGCAGCUGUCCCAUCCCAACAUCACCAGCCGAGCCCAAGAAGCAACCGAGCUCCUGCCGGAAGAUUUGCUGCAGAUUGAGCAGAGGAUCGAGCCGGCGAAGCGAGCAGCUCACAGCGUGUCCAAGAGGCUCCAAGCCUGCCUGCAGGGGCAAUGCGGCUCCGAGAUGGACAAGCGAGUGAAGAAGCUGCCCUUGAUGGCUCUGUCCAUGACGAUGGCUGAGAGCUUCAAGGAACUGGACACAGAGUCCAGCCUCGGGAAAGCCCUGGAGAUGGGCUGCUUCAUACAGAGCUCGCUGGCCAAAAUCCUGGCUGAGUUCGAGAUCGCCCUGGAGCAUGACGUCCUGCAGCCACUCAACAAGCUCAGCGAGGAGGAGCUUCCCAUCAUCCUGAAGCGCAAGAAGACGCUCCAGAAGUUGAUCUCUGACUGGAACACCAUCAAGAGCCGGCUGAACCAAGCUGCCAAGAGCUCCAGUAACAGCUCUGGUGCUGGCACUGGCCCCGGAGCAUCUUCUGCUGCCAACAAACUGGAGAUCUUGAAGGAAGAGGAGGAGGAGGUGAAGAGGAAGGUGGAGCAGUGCAAGGACGAGUACAUGGCUGACCUCUACCACUUCUCCACCAAAGAGGACAGCUACGCCAGCUACUUCAUCAGACUGCUGGAAAUCCAAGCCCAGUACCACCGCCAGUCCUUGGGAUCGCUGGACUCGGCUCUGGCGGAGCUGAAGGGAAGCACCAGCCCUCCAGAGCCCUCCUUUGCUGCAGAUACCCCGGUGGCAGGGUACUAUGGCGUGCCCCUGGAGACGCAUCUCAAGAGCUUGGGCCGGGAGAUCGCGCUGCCCAUCGAAGCCUGUGUGAUGAUGCUGCUGGCCUCCGGCAUGAGGGAGGAGGGACUCUUCCGGCUGGCGGCGGGUGCCUCGGUGCUGAGGAAGCUGAAGAGCAGCUUGGCCAGCGGCUCCAACGCCCUGGAGGAGUUUUACUCGGACCCCCACGCCGUGGCCGGUGCGCUGAAAUCCUACCUGCGGGAGCUGCCCCAGCCUUUGAUGACCUUCGAGCUCUACAACGAAUGGGUCAAAGUGGCCAGCUUAAAGGAUGUUGACAGCCGCGUACAGAGCCUGCAAGACACCUGCAGCCGCCUGCCCCGGGAGAGCUACAACAAUCUGAGGUAUCUGAUCAAGUUUUUAGCCAAGCUGGCCGAACACCAAGAGUUGAAUAAAAUGACCCCCAGCAAUAUCGCCAUCGUGCUGGGCCCCAACCUGCUGUGGGCGCAGCAGAGCACAGGAGACCCUGUGCAGCUGGACUUGGCCUCGGUGUCCUCCAUCCAGGUGGUUGGCGUGGUGGAAGCCCUCAUCCAGAAUGCGGACACCCUCUUCCCUGGAGAGGUAGAUUUCAACGUCUCGGGCAUGUUCACGCUGCCCGCAAGCAGCGGACUUGGCGAGGCCGACCCAGUGGAAGAGCCGUCGCCCGAGCCCCCUCUGGCCGGGACCCCCGCUCUCCUGGAUGGAGAGGCCACCUCAAGGGACCCCGAGGCCGUGUCUGAGCCACGAUCCCCAGCGGUGACCCGACCGUCUCCCGAAGCCAUGGGGCCACCGGCUCCGCAGACAACUGAUGACACCGCCCGCAAAGGCAAGCGUCCAGCUCCGUCCCGACCCGCGACACCGCUGCCGCCCGUGGCCCAUCCCCGCAGGACGGGCAGCCUCACAGCCGCCGUGGAAACCGCUUCGGGCCGCAAGGCGCUGGUGGUGGGGAAGCCCAACACCUACAUGUUCGACUGCAUCGUGGAGCGCUUCGGCGUCGACCCGUCCCGCACCCUGAUGGUGGGAGACCGCCUGGAGACGGACAUCCUCUUCGGCAAGAACUGCGGCCUCUCCACCAUCCUCACCCUGACGGGUGUCUCCCGCCUGGAGGAGGCGCAGGCCUACAUGGCCAGCGACAGCGCCGCUGCCCGGGAUCUGGUGCCCAAUUACUAUGUGGACAGCAUCGCGGACUUGAUACCGGGCCUGGAUGAGUAG